Rhopilema esculentum is the source of this 2333-nucleotide messenger RNA. RefSeq names its product intraflagellar transport protein 70A. Gene Ontology annotation, molecular function: intraciliary transport particle B binding; protein binding. Gene Ontology annotation, biological process: intraciliary transport. Gene Ontology annotation, cellular component: intraciliary transport particle B; axonemal microtubule. Lineage: Eukaryota; Metazoa; Cnidaria; Scyphozoa; Rhizostomeae; Rhizostomatidae. The record is from RefSeq and is a predicted model, not a curated record.
AUAAUGAUAUCUGUUUAUCUCUUCGUAGCAACGCGACCUCCUUUGCCAACUACCAACUCAAAGAAGAAACUAAAUAAUUUCGAUUGAGGUGAUAUAUAUGUAGAUUUGAAUCGUUUAUCAAAAUAAAUAUUAACGAAUAAAUGAAGUUUUCAAAGGCUGCUGCCGGAUAUCUAUGAAGGAAACUGGAUAGCAUUUGUGAGUGAUUUGACAACAGAGCCGAAUCAUAACAACAAUGUUAGGUCCUACAGUUAAGGAAGGUGAAUUUACUUCCACCAUUUAUAAUUUGAUAAAGUCCCAGAAAUAUGGAGAAGCUAUUCAGAUAUUGUCCAGAGAAGCACAGAAUCAUCCAGGUUCAAGAACUGCUCUAUCACUCCUUGGCUAUUGCUAUUAUGGAAUUCAAGAUUUUAAAAAUGCAGCUGAUUGUUAUGAACAGUUGACAAAGUCCAACCCUGAAGUUGAAAGCUAUAAGCUAUACUAUGCACAGUGCUUGUACAAGGCUUUUGAGUUUCAAGAGGCGAUGAAAGUUACUCACCAGAUAGAAACACCAUCCACGCAAGACAAGGUGUUGAAAUUACAAGCUGCUAUAAAGUACAGUGAUGAUGAUCUCUCAGGUGCACAGGCUUUGGUUGAGCAAGUUCCCUCUGAUGACCCAGACAGUGAUGUGAACCUUGGGUGCCUUCUGUACAAGGAAGGGAGAUAUUUGGAAGCAUGUCAGAAGUUUACAACAGCCAUGAAUGUUCUAGGCUAUCAGCCUGAUCUGUCCUACAACAUAGCACUUUGUCAUUAUAUGAUGAAACAGUAUGCCCCUGCCCUUAAACAUAUUGCUGACAUAAUCGAAAAGGGGAUCAGAGAGCACCCUGAGCUCAGUGUUGGCAUGACAACGGAGGGAAUCGAGGUUCGCAGCGUUGGAAAUACACGGGUGUUGCAUGAGACAGCAUUGAUUGAAGCCUUCAAUUUGAAAGCAGCCAUUGAAUACCAGUUAAAAAAUUAUGAAGCUGCCCAAGAGGCCUUGACAGAUAUGCCACCAAGAGCUGAAGAGGAACUGGAUCCAGUUACAUUACAUAACCAAGCUUUAAUGAACAUGGAUGCCAACCCAACAGAGGGUUUUGAGAAAUUCAGAUUCCUUCUGCAACAGAACCCGUUUCCACCAGAAACAUUUGGAAAUCUUUUACUUCUUUAUUGCAAAUAUCAGUAUUAUGACUUAGCAGCAGACGUUUUAGCUGAGAAUGCAAGUCUUACCUUCAAAUUCCUGACACAGUACUUAUUCGACUUUCUGGAUGCAGUAAUUACCCAACAGUCAUCCCAAGAAGAGGCCUUCAGAAAAUUUGAUGACAUCGCUGUGCGGCACACUGACUCACUAAGAAAACUGACCAAGCAGGUUCAAGAGGCAAGACACAAUAACGAUGAUGACGUUGUGAAAAAGGCAGUGAACGAGUACGACGAGGCGUUGGAAAGAUACAUUCCAGUCCUCAUGGCACAAGCAAAGAUCUAUUGGGAUCGUGAUAACUAUUCGGCAGUUGAGAAGAUCUUUCGAAAAUCAGUUGAAUUUUGCAAUGAACACGAAGUCUGGAAACUAAACGUGGCUCAUGUAUUGUUCAUGCAGGAAAAUAAAUACAAAGAGGCUAUCGGAUUCUAUGAACCAAUCGUGAAGAAACAUUAUGAUAAUAUUCUGUCUGUAAGUGCGAUUGUACUUGCAAACCUUUGUGUCUCGUACAUCAUGACCAGUGCCAACGAAGAGGCUGAGGAGCUAAUGAGGAAAAUUGAAAAAGAAGAGGAGCAGGUUGCCUACGACGACCCGGAUAAAAAGACUUACCAUCUUUGUAUUGUCAACCUUGUAAUAGGGACUUUGUAUUGCGCGAAAGGAAAUUACGAGUUUGGAGUAUCAAGGAUUAUCAAGAGUCUGGAACCGUAUCAUAAAAAGCUUGGAACUGACACGUGGUUCUAUGCAAAGAGAUGUUUUCUCUCCUUAAUUGAAAACAUGGCGAAACAGAUGAUAAUGUUAUCAGAUAAAGUCCUGCAUGAAUCUAUGCAAUUCUUUGAUCAUUGUGAAGCUUACGGCAAGAAUGUUCAGACUGUAAUUGAGCAACCACUCGAAAGCGAGCCAUUGCAUGCCGGGAAGAACACAGUGACUUACGAGGCCAGGUUAUUGAAAAGCCUUUUAUUGCGCGUUGCAUGAAGCACCUGCUCUCCCCUACAAACCUAUUGCAAAAAGCAUGCUUGUCAUCGCAGAUAUAAUUUAUCAUUGUAAAAUUUGUUGAUAUUAGCAAUUAUUUUAGUCUCUUAGCUAUAAAAAUGCGCUUGCUUUAAUAAAGGGUUGUCUUGAGCAAGACCAU